This is a messenger RNA of Cryptomeria japonica (Japanese cedar), 1922 nucleotides long. RefSeq names its product cytochrome P450 716B1. The record is from RefSeq and is a predicted model, not a curated record. Gene Ontology annotation, biological process: sterol metabolic process. The coding region runs from base 322 to 1755 and encodes 477 amino acids. The transcript has 3 exons. Gene Ontology annotation, molecular function: iron ion binding; oxidoreductase activity, acting on paired donors, with incorporation or reduction of molecular oxygen; heme binding. Lineage: Eukaryota; Viridiplantae; Streptophyta; Pinopsida; Cupressales; Cupressaceae.
AAAAAAAUAAUAGAAUAAAAGAUAUGCCUUAACCACCCCUGCACUGAACUAACCAACUCCAAGUUGAUCUUCUUCCUAUGCCAUUCUCCUAUUUCCCUGUAUCAAUUUAUAGCAAAAAGACUUCUAGCUAUGAGUUGGGUAAUUUGUAGCUAUAAUUUGAUGACAAUUCUGCCUGAGAUGGCAGCAAACCAGGUAGUUGGUAACGCUGCUUCCAGCUAAACUCAGUUGAAAAAGAUUGCUGAGAGAAAGCUUUUCAGGUUUGUUUGGCAAUCCCUGUAUCUUCAUUACUAAAUUCUUCUCAUUAGAGUUUUGUAGAUAUCAAUGGAUCUUCAACAGACCAGUAUAUCACUGCUAUUUACUUUUCUUGCUUUCCUAGUAGUAGUAAUAUUAGCCAAGAAUGUUAGGAAAGGAAGAGUGAAAAACCUCCCUCCUGGAAGCCUGGGCUUGCCUCUGAUUGGCCAAACCCUUGAAUAUGUGAGUGCAAAAGAAUCUAACAAAACCAAGGAGUGGAUUGAAGAGAAGGUUGCCAAAUAUGGCCCUGUUUUCAAAACGUCCCUAAUGGGUUGUCCCACAGUGGUAGUUACUGGCCAAGCAGGAAACAAAUUUCUCUUGCAGAAUGAUUACAGCAUCAUCACGAACAAGAAACCCAUCACAUCAAGCAGGAUUAUUGGGAGGAAAAGCUUAUUUGAACUGGGUGUAGAAGAUCACAAGCGGAUGAGAGGUGCUCUCAUGCAAUUCAUGAAGCCUGAAGCCUUGCAGAAAUUUGUGGGCAGAAUGGAAUCAGUUAUUUUAGAGCAUUUUGCAAAUUGUUGGGAAGGAAAUGAGAGUAUUACAGUGUGGCCAUUGAUGAAGAAGGUCACCUUCCAUGUUGCAAGCAAUCUCUUGUUUAGUUUAAAGGACAGUAAAGAGAGGGAGAGAUUGGGCAAGGAACUUAAUACAGCUGUGAAGGGCCUUCAGUCUCUUCCCUUGGAUUUCCCAGGGACUGCUUUUAACAGGGCCUUAAAGGCUCGUUCUCACAUAUAUGAGCGCUUAUCCUUGCUAUUGGAAACUAGGAGGAAGGAAAUAGAAACAGGUGAGGCUUCACCUUAUCAAGACCUAAUGUCAUGCAUGCUGAAUAUGAAGGAUGAAAAUGACAAGACUCUUACAGAGGAAGAGAUCAUCGACAAUACAAUAUUGGUCAUGAUAGCCGGUCAUGAUACUACCUCUGUUCUUCUCACACAUCUCAUAAGAAUGUUAGCACUACACCCACACAUAUACCAAAACAUCCUUCAGGAGCAUAAAGAUGUUCUGAUAGGGAAGCCCCCAAAUGAGCCCUUAAGAUGGGAAGACAUUCAAAAGAUGAGAUAUACAUGGAAGGUAGCCCUAGAAACACUACGAAUGGUUCCUCCAAUAUUUGGUUUAUUCAAAAGAGCAACUAAAGAUGUACAAUAUGAAGGUUAUACAAUUCCUAAAGGAUGGCAACUAUAUUGUGGCGCAAGUACACAUUGGAGUGAUGAGGUUUUCAAGGAGCCACUCAAGUUUGAUCCAGCUCAUUUUGAUGGGGUAAUUCCAUCAAAUAAUUUCAUAGCAUUUGGUGGAGGGCCUCGCAUUUGUCCAGGCUAUGAUUUCUCAAAGAUAGAGACCAUAAUAUUUAUACAUCAUUUAGUAUCCAAGUACACAUGGUCUAUAAUAGAAGAUGAAAAGAUAAAUGGUAAUCCUUUUCCUAUCCCAGUUAUGGGAUUGCCAAUCAAGCUCAAGGCAAAGACAAUCAAUUAAUUUAUAUAUGGUGUUCUUAAAUUAACAACCUGAAUAUGUAUUUUUAAGUGGCAGGGUUGUCCACCAUAAAGUAUUAGCAUGUUGACUUCAACAUAUCAAAUAUUGCUCAAUCAUAUGAUUAUAUACAUAAGUAAAUCUAUAAUUAUGUAGAAACGAUGUUUUUAAUG